AUGGAAGCAUGUCAGGCUUGGAUCGGUGGCAUUGCCGACGUCGCCACCAUCUCCAGCUUCAUCGUUAGCCUGUCCAUGUCUUGGCGAGUAUUUCAACGCAGAAACUCGUCCGGCGUCGAGUUCUUUCCAGUGGCGGCGACGACCGUUUGCCUGCAGGCCUGGAUACUCUACGGCGGCGCCACCGGCGACUCGCACGUGAUGUGGGUGAACUCUUUGGGUUUCGUCGUGAUGAUUUUCAACGCCGUCGUGCACCGCACCUUCUCUUCCCGUACGGGACCCGGCUUGUACCUGGCGGUGACGCUCGUGCUUUUUGGGACUGUGUCACUCGCGUCAUCCGCGCAGUGGUUGGGUCGUAUCGCGGCCGCUUGCGCAGUGGUCUGCAACUUGUCGCCGGUCCGCCGCAUCAAGGAGAAGAAACCGCUUCCGGAAAUCGCUGCCAUGACGCUGGUCACCUGCGGACUCUGGACGGCAUACGGAGCGCUCGUCGGGAGUUGGCCGCUGAUGGCGAGCAACGGGCUCGGCGCUUUGGUCGCCGCUGUCGAACUUGCCGCGUAUCUCCGGAUGUGGCGCAGUUGCGUUGCCGCCAUGGACGCCAAACUUAUACUGACACGCGUACCUGGG
Rhipicephalus microplus (southern cattle tick) is the source of this 621-nucleotide messenger RNA. RefSeq names its product bidirectional sugar transporter SWEET8-like. The record is from RefSeq and is a predicted model, not a curated record. Lineage: Eukaryota; Metazoa; Arthropoda; Arachnida; Ixodida; Ixodidae.